AGAAUAAUGAGAAUUCCCUUUUUUGUUGUAUGCCGGCAUCAGUUCCACAUCAUUUCUUAAAUUAGGUCGCUAGAACGCGCUUCGCGGUGAAUACCUGUCUCUUACCAGUCUUAUUUUAACGCAACUUUAAGAUCGAUCUCUCGAGAAGCUUGAAAAAUGAAAGACAGGAAUACUAUUUACUUGGAAUUUAUUCCUCCACUUACGGGCGCGCUUUAAAAUGGCAGGUGUGUUCAUACAUAUCGCGUCAAUUUCAAUGGCUCACUUUCGUCGUUUCACAAUAGGAGUAGGUGUUAGCGAUGCUAUCUGACCAGGAAAAGAACGUUUCUUGUUAAUAAAAAUCGCUGUGCCAACGCAACACAUUCAGCUAAACUAAGUGAUGAAGUUUAUUUAGAAAAUAGUGACUUAGAUUCAAAUGUAAAUUAUACCGCAUGACGUGAGGGAAAGGUCGGAAAAAAAAUUGUCCCAGAAAGAUUCUCUUCCCGUUUGUACAUAUGACUUAAAAAGAUCGCUUGUACAAACUGAUAUUAGAUUCACUUGCUUUUAGAAUGGAUAUUCCAAGCCGGUUUCUGCCUCACAUGAUGUACUUCUUAGCAUAUUCUGUCUAGUAUUAGAACUCGGUGGUGUUUACUAGACCGCCGGAGACCGAGAUAUUUUAAAACGACUAAAAGUACGAACUAGUUACGAUGAGUAUAUCCGGCGGAAAAUCAAUUUCCACCAGUUGAAACUGACUCUAAGCGAAUUCCUGUUUUCUCCUUGGCUUCACCUAAGAGAUUUUCGCACCGUGUGGUAUGUGCGUGUUCGUCGUGCGAUUCGCCUUGCCUCUGUUUUAGCCGCUCUCACUGAAAGAAACAAAAUUGAGAUACCGUUGAUAAUGACGUUCAAGGCUUUUUCUAUCCGAUCCUUUCUUUCGGGCGGCUAUUACACAUGUACAGAGUAGACUCUGCGUGAUCUCGCAGAAAUUGUCAGACGUAAAAGUGGAUGCUUUUUCUUUGCAAUCGUUUCAGUCCUUAUGUAUAAAUAAUUUGUAGGGGUUUUUUAUUGAACAGUGGCCCGAGCAAUUAAUUCUGAAUAGAUUCCCACUAAAUUUACAAGAAAACAGAUCUCUUACAAUCUUUGACGUCACUUUCAAAUCUAAAAAAGCUUUUCUAUUCAUGAAUGAUGCCAAGCACGAGGACAAAUAAAGGUAUUUUUCGCCUUCUCAAAUUGUUGACGAAUGUUCCCUAAUGACCUCCAAGCCGCUAAUCUUCUCGAAAUAAACUAAAUUCCCAGGGGAACUUGUGUUCUGAGGGAAUUUUUUUUGUGUCAGAGUUGUUUUUUUUCUUUUUUUUGGCCUAGUAAAAAAAGCUCAAAAGAAACAAAAAUACAGGAAGUCAGUCAAGCUCUUAUAGCUGAAACAAGAAAUUUUGUCUAAUGUCUGUUUGUGAAUUGUGGGCGGGUUGUGGGUUGAUAAAAAACCUAUCAUGUCAUUGGUUAUAAUAACCUGUCACCCCUACCCCUCGUGCUGUUGCCAAGUGAUUGUGUUGUAUUGUUUUCUAAGCCAAUCAGAUCGUAUAAAUUAUGACUGAGACAUGAUAUCUACUUGUCGUAGGCAAAAUUUGGCUUCACUUCAUCGGAGAAUUCGCUGUCAUUGAUUUUCUUGAUCAGCUGAACUACAAAGUUUUCAUCGAUUCAAAACAUUUUACGACGAUUCAUCAUAACUGAAGAUAUGGAGCUGAAAAAUAACUGCCAAGUCCUUACGUUCGACCAGGUUAAUCGCCUUCACAGUGUCUUGAGCCAAACCGUCUUCAUCCACGGCCGAGGAAAUUUUCCUACGCUCGAAGUUCCCCUGAAAGACUUGAUAGAAACGGUGACAGCGGGCCUGAAGGACGAAGGAUUGAAAGUUCGAGACCUGAGAUUGAAUGGAAGUACUGCCAGUAAUAUUCUUAGCACCGAGAGCAACUGUGCCUACAAUGACAUUGACUUGAUCUUCGGAGUGGAGAUUCGCUCUAAUUCGCACUUACAACAGAUCAAGUGUGUCGUGUUGAACUCCCUUCUCAACUUUUUUCCCAUCGGAGUGUCGAAGGAUAGAAUGAAUAGCUGUACUUUGAAGGAAGCUUACGUACAAAAGAUGGUAAAAGUGUCGACUGACAACGAUCGGUGGUCGCUAAUUUCUCUCUGGAACAACGAGGGGAAAAAUGUCGAACUCAAGUUCGUCGACUCGAUGCGUAGGCAGUUUGAGUUCUCGGUGGAUUCGUUUCAGAUUAUUCUCGAUUCACUCUUUGGCUUCUACAAGCUGUCACCGGUGCCAAUGAAGCCGAAUUUCUUCCCCACCGUUGUUGCUGAGUCGGUUUACGGUGACAUUAAAGUUGCCCUUCAUCACUUAGACAACAAACUGAUAGCUACCCGUAACCCAGAGGAAAUACGAGGAGGCGGUCUUCUUAAGUACUGCAAUCUCUUGGUCCGGAAUUAUGUGCCAGAAAACUUCGAAGAGAUCAAGGUCCUAGAGAGAUACAUGUGCAGUCGUUUCUUCAUCGACUUCAACGAUCUUCAGCAGCAGCAGCAGAAGUUGCAGAGCUACUUAGCGAAUCAUUUCAUCGGAGACGAGCGAGGUCAAUAUGAAUAUUUGAUGGUUCUCUAUCAGAUUGUUGCUUCUUCGACGGUUUGCCUCAUGGGACACGAACGAAAACAAACCCUUCGACUUAUAGACUGUUUGGCCAAACAGCACAGCUUUGUGAGCUACAUGCCAGUGAUGAUGUACGGCCAUAACACUUACUCUUUGGUUCCUGGUAGUGGUUAUAUGGUGCCUGUGUCGGAGAGCAGCCAGAACUACAACCCGUAUCCGUACAACAACUUAGUUCCUUGUUUUUAACAAGCGAUUCAAGAAGGUCAGUGUAAUGAAAUGCCGAAACACGACAUCCCAUAGAAGACACUCGUCGCAUUCGUCAUUAUGUAUACCGAGCGUCGACAGCGCGGUUAUAUUUUUAUAGCGAGCGAUUGAAGUUGUUUCAUUUCAAACUCAUAACAUCAAAUACAUGUAGCUUUAGGUACAGUAGAGACUUGCCUAAUUUGUUUGUCAUUGUAUAAAUUUGUAAGGGAGUUUAUAAAUCUACUAGUUUGCCGUUAAACGAAAGCGAACAAAAAAAAUAUGUUCCUUAGCCCGAGAAUUAUGGUAACGUGUCCUUUGGAACGAUCAAAUGUAUCGGCUAGGUUUUCAUGCCAAAUAUGUAUCAUUUCGCAAUUCACAAAAGAAGUGUUGGAUUUGCUUUGAAAUAUGGACUGACAUACGACGACGAACAAUGCCGUGGACGCUUGCUGUGACGAGCUUUAUCACGUAAAUAGGCAGAGUAUAUAUAUGAACGUCGUACUUACGUUUCAUCCUAAAAUUAUAUAUGGUUGUGUUUGAAAUAAAUGAAAAAUAUAUUUUUUAGA
Messenger RNA from Orbicella faveolata, 3408 nucleotides. RefSeq names its product terminal nucleotidyltransferase 5C-like. Lineage: Eukaryota; Metazoa; Cnidaria; Anthozoa; Scleractinia; Merulinidae. Gene Ontology annotation, molecular function: RNA binding; poly(A) RNA polymerase activity. Gene Ontology annotation, biological process: mRNA stabilization. The record is from RefSeq and is a predicted model, not a curated record.